This is a messenger RNA of Sceloporus undulatus (fence lizard), 1382 nucleotides long. Its product is annotated as sulfotransferase 1C2-like. Lineage: Eukaryota; Metazoa; Chordata; Lepidosauria; Squamata; Phrynosomatidae. Gene Ontology annotation, biological process: sulfation. The transcript is spliced from 8 exons. Bases 277 to 1191 code for a protein of 304 amino acids. Gene Ontology annotation, molecular function: sulfotransferase activity. The record is from RefSeq and is a predicted model, not a curated record. Gene Ontology annotation, cellular component: cytoplasm.
UGAACAGAGAUUAAGUCCCUGGAGGAUUCCCGCUUCUCUGUAUUUGCCUGCAGUCCCUUUCCAGCGUUGUCUAUUCCUCUUCAGUGCUAACAAGUCAGAAGUUUAAACAGGGAGAGUCCAUCUGGAUCCUUCUCAGGGGAAAAUUUGAUGUGUAGCCAGGCUUUUACAUGAAUUAAAGAGUACCUAUUAAGAACUUGGGACAGAUACCCAUCCUCCCAGCCUUGGAUUUUGAUUUCUCUUUACUUUUGGCUGAUUUCCUUCCAACAGUAGAGCAAUAUGUCUGGUGACAGACCAUCAAAAGUGACAGAAGUCAGUCUCAGUUCAUUCAAGCGCCCAACACUGGUGGAGGUCAAAGGAGUUACUAUGGUUGAUAACAUUGAAGAGAACUGGGAUUCUCUGUGGGCCUUCCAAGCCAAACCUGAUGACCUUCUCAUUUGUACCUAUCCCAAAGCAGGGACUACCUGGAUGCAGGAAAUUGUGGACAUACUCCAGCAUGGAGGAGACCCAGGAAAAUGUGCUCAAGUCCCCAUUUUUCAUCGGAUACCCUUCCUAGAAAAAUUCCAGUUUUCUCCCACAGGCUUGGAAGAGUUGGAGGCGAUGCCUUCCCCACGUAUCAUCAAAACUCACCUCCCAGUCCAGCUUCUACCACCUUCCUUCUGGGAACAGAAUUGCAAGAUGAUUUAUGUGGCCAGGAAUGGCAAAGACACUGCAGUUUCCUAUUUCCACUUCCACCGCAUGAACCAUAGUUUGCCAGAGCCAACAAGCUGGAACCAAUUUCUGGAGGAUUUCCUUGCAGGGAAGAUUGCCUGGGGUUCCUGGUUUGACCAUGUUCGUGGUUGGUGGGAUGCCAAGGGCCGCCACCCAAUUCUCUAUGUCUUUUAUGAAGACAUGAAAGAGAACCCAGCCCGGGAAAUCCAAAGAGUAGCCCAGUUCCUGGGUCUAGAGCUCACAGAAUCAAUUCUGAACCAGAUUGUGCAGCACACAAAGUUUGAGAACAUGAAAAAGAACCCACUGACAAAUUAUACUGCCAAGCCACGCUAUGCAAUGGACCAUACUGUGUCACCCUUCAUGAGAAAAGGCACCACAGGAGACUGGAAAGAGCACUUCACAGUGGCUCAAAGCGAACAGCUAGAUAAUAUCUGUGACCAUUUAUUGGGAGGCAGUGGCCUGACUUUUCGCACAGUGCUUUAACUACCUUUCUGUACUUUGCAUCAAGACCUCCUGGGAAACAUGCUUGGAGUGAUAUUCUAACAUGUACUUAAUAAACGAAGCCAAGAAAUCCCAUGCUAAGAGUUACCAAGAAGAAUUUUGUGUGUGGUCUGUGUGGGGUGGCAUCCCUUUCACUUUCUCUCUAGUCUAGUUGGAUCGUGUCACCUUUUAUA